Ambispora gerdemannii is the source of this 1167-nucleotide messenger RNA. Lineage: Eukaryota; Fungi; Glomeromycota; Glomeromycetes; Archaeosporales; Ambisporaceae. The record is from the annotation of a GenBank genome assembly.
AUGGUUCAGGAUUUUCUUGAUCACACUUUCAAUGACUGUGGUGCUGUUUUUACCGAUAGUUUCGCAUGGACAGUUUACCUGUGUUCAGGUUUCUUAUUACCACGUGAUCACACUCGGUAUCAUCCAAUAACAUCUACCGGCCAAAUUACACCACCAGUAUCACUUGAUUCAUACGACACCACCAGUCAAUUAUUACUUCCAACGAAAUCAUUUCUUGCCAAAUUUAUUGUAAAGCGAUUACACAUUUACUUUGGAAAAUGGUUACUUUAUGCAUCAUUAGGAACAUUUGUUGAGAAUUUUCAACCGAAAACUUAUGAGAAAUUUUAUAUUUAUCGAGUUUUGGAGGUUUUGCGAAACGUGAUCUUUGGUGGUGAUUAUAAAGAAGAUUUGGGUAUCACGUUCCAUGAACUGUUUUGGUAUUACGCGUGUAGUGGAGUUUUGUAUUUUUCAAUGAAUUACAUGUAUGAAUCUUUGUUAUUAAAUUCAACAUUUCUUCUUUACGCGUUACUUCCUGCUGAUCAAAAAAAUUCUACCACAUCAACAACAAUUAAUAAAAAUACGCCCACAAUCAAUAACACCACAUCGAAACUACUGCGUUUAUCACCCGAACAACAAAUAAAAAUCCGAGGAUGGUGUACACACAUGAUUUUUUAUUCUCCAACAUUUUUCUCUAAUCCAGAAUUCUCGCACUCACCACGUGACCUAUGGACAAACCGAUGGCACCAGUGUUUCAAAGAGCAAUUCAAACAACUCGCUUUUCACCCGACACGUAAGCUUACUAUCAGAUUCGGUGGGGGUAAAAAGCUUUCUUGGGCAAUAGGUGUCAUUUCUUCUUUUUUAUUAAGUGGAUUGAUGCACGAAUAUGUUCUUUAUGCGUUUAAAGGAAAUGAAGACAAGGCUGCUGGGCAUCAGUUCUUAUUUUUUGUGGUGCAAGCUGUGUUGUUUGUUACUUGGGAAAUGGUGGAAAGAGCAGCGAUGAUUCGUGGUGGUAAAAGUGAAAAUGAUCAGAAAGAGGAAGCUAGUCAUGAUGAUAGUCGAGAGAAGAAACCAAGUUGGAUAAAAAUUAUUAUUUGGAAUAUGAUUUUAAUUUGUACGGUUCCGCUGUUUAUCGAGCCAUAUAGAGGACGUACUCAUUGUACGAUGCAUUUUUAUUGUGGCACACAAUGA